AUGGACAAUAACGGCCGUCAUGGGGGGAGUAUCAAGGUAAACCCACCGGCUGGAACUCCCGAGUACCAGGCUCCGGAGAUCUUCAUGGGCGAGGAACACUCCUUCGGUGUUGAUUAUCUCCUCACCGACGCCACAACUCGGCUCGGCCGCAACGGCGCCGCCGAGGUCAAAGCCCACCCCUUCUUCACCAACAUCCCCUUCCCCCACCUCCGCCACCACCCCGCGCCCUUCCGGCCCCCCCUCCUAUCCGACACCGACACGCGCCACUUCCCCGUCGCGCGCCUCCGGCAGCGCCAGGCCGAGCGGGAUUACGACGCCGCGUUCGACCGCUUCUUCGACCCCAUGUUUGACGAGCUGUUUGAGGCGGCUGUGGUUCGCUAUGGGUUGGGCGUUGUUGGGGUCGCCGGGGGGAAGGGGGAGGAGGGGGGAGAGGGUGGUGAUGGUGGUUGUGGGUAUGGUGGUGGUUAUGGGUAUGGUGGUGGUUAUGGGUAUGGGUAUGCGGCGUUCCCAGAGCUGUCCGUGCGGAUGCUGCCGGUGCCGGUGCCGAGUGUGCCGAGCAUGCCGACGGUGCUGCUUCGGCCGGGCGGGCUGGAGGGGGGUCGCGGGCGUGAGAGGAUGGGUUUGGAGUGUAUUGGGUUUGAGUAUAAGCGGUUUGAUGAGAGCUUCUUGGGAGGGGAGGGCAUGGGUGAGGUGGUGGGUUGAGCGCGCGGGUUGUUGGGAAUAGGGGCUUGGUUGUUACAGUAGAGUUGUUGUAGUUACAUGGUAGCGCUUUGCUCCUUUUCGGCGCAUAUUCUUAACCUCAACUUGCUAGAGAGCGCUUGGGUUCUUGGGAAUAGGGGUUUGGUUUUCACGACAGCUGUGUGUUUG
Chaetomium fimeti is the source of this 867-nucleotide messenger RNA. RefSeq lists its product as uncharacterized. The record is from RefSeq and is a predicted model, not a curated record. The transcript has 3 exons. Bases 1 to 702 code for a protein of 233 amino acids. Lineage: Eukaryota; Fungi; Ascomycota; Sordariomycetes; Sordariales; Chaetomiaceae.